This is a messenger RNA of Chrysochloris asiatica (Cape golden mole), 1651 nucleotides long. It is a transcript of the gene RO60, whose product is annotated as TROVE domain family, member 2. The record is from RefSeq and is a predicted model, not a curated record. Gene Ontology annotation, cellular component: ribonucleoprotein complex. NCBI's taxonomy places the organism in Eukaryota, Metazoa, Chordata, Mammalia, Afrosoricida, Chrysochloridae. The transcript is spliced from 8 exons. The coding region runs from base 35 to 1651 and encodes 538 amino acids. Gene Ontology annotation, molecular function: RNA binding.
GAUAGGUUUCCUAAACAAAAAAUUUUUUUAAAAAAUGGAGGAAUCAGUAAACCAAAUACAGCCCCUGAAUGAGAAGCAGAUAGUCAAUUCUGAAGAUGGAUAUGUAUGGCAAGUCACUGACAUGAAUCGACUACAACGAUUCUUAUGUUUUGGUUCUGAAGGUGGAACUUACUAUAUCAAAGAACAGAAGUUGGGCCUUGAAAAUGCUGAAGCUCUAAUUAGACUGAUUGAAGAUGGCAGAGGUUGUGAAGUGAUACAGGAAAUAAAGUUGUUUAGUAGAGAAGGCAGAACCGCAAAGCCAGAACCUAUGCUCUUUGCACUUGCCAUUUGUUCCCAGUGUUCUGACAUAAGCACAAAACAAGCAGCCUUUAAAGCUGUUUCUGAAGUUUGUCGUAUUCCUACACAUCUCUUUACUUUUAUCCAGUUUAAGAAAGAUCUGAAGGAAAGCAUGAAAUGUGGUAUGUGGGGUCGUGCCCUACGUAAGGCUGUAGCAGACUGGUACAAUGAAAAGGGUGGCAUGGCCCUUGCUCUGGCAGUUACAAAAUAUAAACAAAGAAAUGGCUGGUCUCACAAAGAUCUACUAAGAUUGUCGCACCUUAAACCGUCCAGUGAAGGGCUUGCUAUUGUGACCAAAUAUAUUACAAAAGGCUGGAAAGAGGUCCAUGAUUUGUAUAAGGAAAAGGCACUUUCUCUGGAGACUGAAAAAUUAUUAAAGUAUCUGGAAGCUGUAGAGAAAGUAAAGCGAACAAAAGAUGAACUGGAAGUCAUUCAUCUAAUAGAAGAGCAUAGAUUAGUUAGAGAGCAUCUUCUAACAAAUCACUUAAAGUCUAAAGAGAUAUGGAAGGCUUUGUUGCAAGAAAUGCCUCUUACCGCAUUACUAAGAAAUCUAGGAAAGAUGACUGCUAAUUCAGUACUUGAACCAGGACAAUCAGAAGUAUCUUUAGUAUGUGAAAAGCUAUGUAAUGAGAAACUACUAAAAAAGGCUCAUAUACAUCCAUUUCAUGUUUUACUUGCACUAGAAACUUAUAAAACAGGGCAUGGACUCAGAGGAAAACUGAAGUGGCACCCUGAUAAUGAAAUAUUAAAAGCAUUAGAUGACGCUUUUUACAAAACAUUUAAGACAGUUGAACCAACUGGAAAGCGUUUCUUGCUGGCUGUUGAUGUCAAUGAUUCUAUGAACCAAAGAGUUUUGGGUAGUGUACUCAAUGCUAGUGCAGUGGCCGCUGCAAUGUGCAUGGUUGUCACACGGACAGAAAAAGAUUCUUAUGUAGUUGCUUUUUCAGAUGAAAUGGUGCCAUGUCUCAUUACUGCAGAUAUGACCUUACAAGAAGUCUUAAUGACUAUGAAUCAGAUCCCAGCAGGUGGUACUGAUUGUUCUCUUCCAAUGAUCUGGGCUCAGAAAACAAAUACAGCUGCUGAUGUCUUCAUUGUAUUCACUGAUAAUGAGACUUUUGCUGGAAGUGUCCAUCCUGCUGUUGCUCUGAGGGAGUAUCGGAAGAAAAUGGGUAUUCCAGCAAAAUUGAUUGUUUGUGGAAUGACAUCAAAUGGUUUUACCAUUGCAGACCCAGAUGAUCGAGGCAUGUUGGAUAUGUGUGGUUUUGAUACUGGAGCUCUGGAUGUAAUUAGAAAUUUCACAUUGGAUGUGAUUUAA